AUGCCGGUGACAUUCAACAGUAAGGAGGAAGCGAUUCAAAAGACAAACGAUUCAGCACAGGUAGAAAAGUCGAAAGUUAUUGAAAAAGGAACAGAUGAUUCAAUUGAGGAGUUGAUACAACAGAAAGAGGCUAAUGAAACUGAAACCUUAAAUUCACCAACGAAGGAGUCAAGGAAUCUUUGGGUGAAUAUGAUCAGUGGUAAUCGGAAUCCAAGCAACGGCAUGACAAUCAAGUUUAUAGUACCAAAAAUAGUGAAUGUGAUUGUUGAAGUCGUAAUUGAGGAAGCAGAUAUCAAUCACAUACUUUGGAGAUUAGUGAUAUCAUAUUAUGCUCAAAACAGCGCUGUUUUUGGGACCGAAAUUCGGCCAAAUGUGGAAUAUGGUACAACAAUGUACACGAUGCGCCAAAGAAUAGGCCUGUUACUAAUGAGAAUGCAGAAAAGAUAUCGAAAGAUAGAAACUGGUGGUGAGUUCAUUGAUAAGGAGAUCAUCAGAGCUGAGAGGAACUCUGGUGUAGUCAGUAACAAACUCAAGAAAAUUCAAAGAAGCAGAACUGAUCCUGACCUUGCGAAUGCAAACAAAUGGAAAAAAGAAUUGGCAGAGCAUCGAGAACACGAUUUGAGAGAAGGCUUCAUACUAUACAAGUACCGAGGACGGUGGCGCGAGGCGCUAUACUCACUUGAAGAAGCUCUAAAUUCUGGGUUUGAAGACUUUAAGAGAAUCAGAACUUAUCUUGUCCUUGCAAAUGCAAGGGCAUCCCCGAAAUUUGACCCGUUGUUGAAAAGAUUCGACGAAUCAUUUAUCAAUGAGAAUGCAAUCAAAUCAACUUUUGAAAUAUUUAAUAAGAAACAACCUCUAUGCGUAGACACAAGAAAACAAUCAGUUUAG
Messenger RNA from Vicia faba (fava bean), 888 nucleotides. The record is from the annotation of a GenBank genome assembly. Lineage: Eukaryota; Viridiplantae; Streptophyta; Magnoliopsida; Fabales; Fabaceae.